Passer domesticus (house sparrow) is the source of this 1488-nucleotide messenger RNA. RefSeq lists its product as uncharacterized. The record is from RefSeq and is a predicted model, not a curated record. The coding region runs from base 306 to 935 and encodes 209 amino acids. The transcript is spliced from 4 exons. NCBI's taxonomy places the organism in Eukaryota, Metazoa, Chordata, Aves, Passeriformes, Passeridae.
GCAUCCUGGCAACAAGCAGCAGCUCCUGGCUAUUGGGGUUUUGACCCUGGAGCUGUCAACAGCUCGUGUACAUUGGGGCUUGGACCCUGCAAAGGCCAACGGCACAUUGAUAUUGUGCUAUUGACCCUGCAAAGGAAAAGAACCUUUGGAUAUUGGUGUUUACACCUUGCAAAGGCCAAGGGCCUUUGGAUCUUGGGGUUUGAACCCUGCCAAGGCCAAGGGCCUUUGGUCACUGGGGUUUAAGCCCUGCCAAGACCAAGGGCCUUUGGUCACUGCUGUUUCCUCACUUCUUGUGGAAGGGGCAGAUGGAGACCCGGCGGGGAGCUCGAGGGCUUUCUCACCAGGGACGUUCCUCCAGAGCCCCUGAGGUGCUGGUAGACAACCGUGACAGCAUGGCCAAUUCCAACAUCUGCACCGACAAUCCUGGGAACAUCCUCUCAACUCUGACAUCCACUGACAAACCACAUCCCUGUGAAUUUGUUUGGGAAGCUGCAGAGAAUUGUGUGCGUGUGUGGCAACAUUUCCAUCAAAGGGAGAAGAGAACCCAGAGGAUCAGAAGCCAGUACCAGCUCAUAGACUCUCUGCUAGAAGAAAUCAGAAGUGACUGUGCAAACCUUGAGAAGUCCAGGGAAAUGCUGCUGCAAUGCACUGGAAUCCCGGAGCCAGGAGCCUUGCGUCUGCACCAGCAGAACACCAAACAGCGGAAAGAACCGUCAGCCCAGGAGGAAAAGGCAGAGCAGCAGGACUGGAUGGAGGUUGGUUUUGGAAAUGACACUGGUUUUCCCUUGGAAACUUCUCUUGCCCCUUCUUGUGCAGUGGAGGACUUGGCUGCACUCAAGGGAGAAGAGCCAUCAUUGCAGAGCCAGCUGGAAGUCAAGAGGCAGACGUUGGAGGACUUGCAGCUUCAGAGGGAUCUGCUGGAGCAAGAGGGAUGAUGUUAGCACGGCUCUGAACACCUUAUUGCUAGGCAGCUCCUGUGAGAGUGGGAGUUGCGGCAGCCAGAUCAGCCCAGAUGCUGUUCCUGGCAGUAGAAGACAGGCACACUGCUGUGCACACCUGGCUCAAGAUGGCACACGCAUUCCUUAGCCAGGGAUAUGCAUGUUCAUCAGCAAAGUGUUGCAUGAUUUGGCAAAUUGUGUUGCUUUGGGCAGCUACAGAGCCUCUAAAACAGGGAAGAGAGCAGGGGAAGGGUCUGGAGCACAGGUGUGACCAGGAGUGACUGAGGGAGCUGGUGGGCUCAGCCUGGAGAAAAGGAGGCUCAGGGGGCACCUUCUUGCUCUCUACAACUCCCUGUGACAGGAAGCUGCAGUGAGGUGAGGGUCAGGCUCUGCUUCCAGGGAACAAGGGCCAGGAGAAGGGGAAAGAGCCCCAAGCUGUGCCAGAGCAGGUUUGGAUUGGGUAUUGCAGGAUAGCUGCAAGAGAAGGCUUUGUUUCUGACGGUCUCUGUCAGGCAGUCUCAGGUCUGGGCAAUGUGGUAGGUGUGGCAAA